Messenger RNA from Ricinus communis (castor bean), 696 nucleotides. RefSeq names its product receptor-like serine/threonine-protein kinase SD1-8. The transcript is spliced from 3 exons. Gene Ontology annotation, biological process: recognition of pollen. The record is from RefSeq and is a predicted model, not a curated record. Lineage: Eukaryota; Viridiplantae; Streptophyta; Magnoliopsida; Malpighiales; Euphorbiaceae. Bases 1 to 696 code for a protein of 231 amino acids.
AUGGACUCCAAGAGGUUAUUUCAUGUAAUAGCAGUACUUCUGCUAUUCAAUUUCUUUUCAUUGUUUGAUGCAAUAGACACCAUAACACAAACCCAGCUCAUCUCUGAUGGUAAAAGUGAAGCCCUGUUAUCAUCCAAUGGAAAUUUCAAGCUAGGUUUCUUUAGCCCCAGCAACUCUAUAAGACGUUAUCCUUAUGUGAACAAUGAGGAUGAGAUUUCUAUUUCUUUCACGGCAAGAAAUGGUACUCUUCCCUCAGUACUUGUGCUAGAACCCAUGGGAACUUUGCAACGACUAGUAUGGUGGAAUAACAGUGACAGCAACGAAAAUUGGGACAGAUUUUGGAUGGCGCCACAGUAUGUGUAUGAUGAGUAUGCCAAAUGUGGAGCAUCAGCCAUAUGCACCGUAUCCAAUGCUGUGCAGUGCACUUGCCUACCUAGGUGUCAGCCAUUGGAUCCUGCUGAUUGGUCUUUAACAUGUGUGGAGAAGAGAAAGGAAUCUUGUGGCAAGGGCGAUGGAGAAGGGUUUAUAACAUUGGAAAGAGUAAAAGUCCCAGAUUGUAGCUUUUCAAGGGUUUAUGCACAUAUGGGUCUAAAGGAGUGUGAGAAAGAGUACCUGAAGAAUUGCAAUUGUACCGAUAUUAAAGGCAUCAUUUUGUUUAAGUUCAGAAAUGAAGAGUUGAAUGUGUUAGCAGUCUAG